Messenger RNA from Alternaria metachromatica, 3216 nucleotides. RefSeq lists its product as uncharacterized. NCBI's taxonomy places the organism in Eukaryota, Fungi, Ascomycota, Dothideomycetes, Pleosporales, Pleosporaceae. Bases 1 to 3216 code for a protein of 1071 amino acids. The record is from RefSeq and is a predicted model, not a curated record. The transcript has 2 exons.
AUGCAACGCUCUCAAAGUCCUGGUUCCACCGGCUGUACCGCGACUACCGCUCUCCUCGCACACCGCCCCGCCCUCACAUCUUCUGACAAGCGCCUAAAAGACUGCGCCGACCCGACGGACUCUGCCCGUAUCGCGCGACCACAAGGUCAAACUCCGACCGUCGCAAUGUCCAACUUGAACGAAGAAUUCGGUCCGGAAGACAUGGCCUGGGUCGCGGCCGAUGUUCAGAUGAGGGAAGAACAAGAUCUGAAUCGUGCCCUUGAAGCAAGUCGAGCUUCCGCGGGAACCGGGGUACCACCGCGUCCAACGAGCGCUAGGGUCACAAGACAAUGCGAGGCGGAGGACGAGGAGCUUCUUGUUGCGCUUGACGUUAGCCGGAUAGAAGCAGAAAAGGCGGCCCAGAGACGCAAUGCAGACGCGGAGGCGGACCAACAACGCCUUCUCGAAGCUCAAAGGCAGUCGGGGCGUGAAGCUCUAGCCGCUGACCAAGAACGUGAAGCUACUCGCAAAGCUGAACUACAGUCUCUGAAGGAUGAGCGAGCUCGGGCUCAAAUUGCGCGAUUACACCAAGAGACCUUGGAUCAGGCCAUCGUCGAGAGCAAGUUGGCAGCCGAGACUGAGCAGCGGCAACAUGAACAAGAGUCUGCACGCCUUCAGGAGGCAUACGCUGUACGCGGCCUGAGCGAAGACGAGCAGCUGCAGAUGGCAAUGAGCCAGAGUCAAGACGAAGAGCAUUCUCGUGAAGUUGCACAGGUCGGGCAGCUUCGAGAGGAUAUGCUGCGCUGCGUGAACGAGCAAGAACAAACCUCUGAACUACUAGGCGAGCCAUCGGCUACCCAGCGUUCAGAAGACCGUCCAGUCUUGGGGGCCAUGGCGUCCUAUCCUCCGGGUCCGGUUACUGAGCAGGAGCAAAGGAGUGUGGCCGAUGCUCAGGAGAUUGUUGACAACCCGAAUGCGCUGUAUAGGCCUUUGACACCAAUAUCAGAGACAUCUACAUCGCGACCAGCGAAUCUUCGAUCACUGGCAUACACCCAAGUCCGAGGCCCUAACAUUGUCACCGCCACGACCACGACGGAUCAUAGAAGGUUAACCGCGACGCUUCCACCCCCGCCACGUGGAAUUCCUACCCCACCUGCCUCUGAUAGAAGCAGGUCAUCCAUUCGAUCGGUUUCCUCAGGCCGUCCACCGUCCUACCAGACAGUAGAAGAGAACCCCGCGCGGAGAGUGGAAUCCUUCGAAGUACCUCACGGUGUCCCAAACGAGUCGCAGACUAGCGAAGAGCCUCCCCUAUAUCCUGGCGCUUAUCCUCCGUCUCCUUCCCAGGCUGAGUCGGCGGCUCCUCAUACAGUACUCGGUCUAAGGCCAAUUCUUGGGACGCCCUUACUUCCAGGCGCGUACCCUCCUUCGUACGCGAGCAGUAGAGCACCUCGCAGCGAGGCAGGAGCAUUUUCUGAGACGUCUGUGCAAGAAAGUGUCGUGGCUCGACGCCCAUUGGGCAAUAGGGGAUCUAGCAAUGUGCCCUCAGUGCCAUCAAUCCAGGACCGAAACGCGGGAAGCGGUUGUUCUCAUGGAGAUACUAUGUCUACAAGGAGCGACUCGUUUCCUGGCGCAUAUCCGCUAUCGUCGCAAGCAAGUCGAGCUCCGAGUCGGCUGGAUACGGUGUCAUCCGGAGGGACGUUCUUUACAGCUCAGGAAACGCAGCGAUCUCAGCCUCAAGCAAGACCACAGUCUGCUCUCUCUGAUCUCUGGAAUCAUCGGGAUCGAGAUAGUCAUCAACACGAAGGGUCAGGACCUCGGCCAUUCACACCGGUUUCGGUGUCUUCACAGCCAAGCGAUGCGUCAUCUGCCAUUCGACCGCCAUCAUCUCGAACAUCUCAGGGUAGUAGUAUUGCGCGGAAGCCGGUUGCGAAAUCUCAGCAUGCUACCUCUGUUUCUGCUGAGCACCUAGCGCCAGUCACUGCUGCCGAUGCGGUCAGUCCGUCGGACGUGAUCUCGUCUGCCUUGCAGCAGGAGCCGGUGAGAAACAUCUUCAACGCUCCGGUCAGCGUGACCAUCAACAACCUCCCCGAAGCGCCCAAGUCCUCCCAGAAUCUGUUGAGGCAAGUCUUCAAUAAGAGCAGGCAGACUAACAAGGGCGUGAAAGCUGUCGAGCAGAAAGGGGCAGAGUUCUACGUCAAGGGUGUAGCUGAAGCGACAAGUAACCUUUGGAAGAACAAGAGAAAGAUAUUUCCUGCCAGGUCUUCCAAAUCAGCUGGAAAUGCUGUGAUCCACGAAGCGAGGGGAAUUGACCGUUUUCCUGUUUCUCCGGCUCAUGACGACGUGGGUACUAUCGUCAGUCCCUGGCCUGCGAGACAGUGUCUGCACGUCGUGAACGCAGAUCCUACGCGCUCCGUAUUGAGCACACCUGAAACCACAAGGCCGCUGCAAUCAGAAAUGGCCGGACAGCAGAGUGAAGAGGUCGACACUCCUCGACCGUCUACAUUGCAGCGGUCGGUAACGUCACCUCCGCCGACAGCGGCGAUACCGUCGAGGCCAAUGUCGCUGGAUCAAUGGACCGUGUCCCAGAUUUCGGACGUCAACGGCAAUGCAGUAACUCCGCCUAGCGUCUGUCAAUCGAGAGUGCGAAGCUCGAUGGAUAGUUUCCGGUGCGCUUCCGAACUGCGCCCUCAGCCGCUGGAUAUUCGCAAGCAGCCUCCUCCUGUGCCACCAAAACCUUUGGAACUGGCCAGUCCUUCUGCACGUGUAGCACCAUCGCGACCACCACCGCCUCCUCGCAGCCGGAAUCCGAUGACGAGGCGUAUGCUUGGCGAGCAAGAGGAGGGGUCUGGGUGGGUGCAGCAACCAGUGCAUUUUCUUGGCAUGGAUCUGACCCAAGGACCAACAAUGGGCUCACCGGAUUCCAUGACGGUGACACCCCCAACACCUCGGCGUAUCAACGUCGAUUUGAACCGCCGCAGUCAAUUUGGGCCAAUUGACACAAGCUUGGCGAACGUGCCUCCUGGUGAACGUCGCAUCGACGAGUUCAGCUCACGAUCAAUGAUGGAUCUUGGCAUGAUGGGUCAAUUGGGUAAUCCUGCCAUAAUGGAGCCAUUGCUUGGACAGUACGAGCAGACCUAUGCCCGCCCACCACAUGUGCAGCAGGAAAGGCUGAACUCGGAUGCGAGGGCAAGAAAAAAGGAGAAGGACACGCAGAAGGCUUUGCGGAAGCAGUUUUGA